AUUUUGCUUUCGUCGGUAUGGGGCUGCUCACGAUCUUGAAGAAGGUCAAGCAGAAGGAGAAGGAGGUCCGCAUUCUCGUGCUCGGCCUCGACAAUGCAGGCAAGACGACGAUUCUCAAGAAGUUCAUGGGCCAAGACAUCACGACGAUCAGCCCGACAUUGGGUUUUGACAUCCAAACGCUCGAGUACAAGCAGUUCAAGCUCAACGUCUGGGAUGUCGGCGGCCAGCAGACGAUCCGGUCGUACUGGCGCAACUACUUUGAGCAGACGGACGGCCUCGUGUGGGUCGUCGACAGCGCCGACCGCCGCCGCAUGGACGACUGCAAGCGCGAGCUCGCGGCGCUCUUGACACAGGAGAAGCUCACGGGCGCGACGCUGCUCAUCUUUGCCAACAAGCAGGACCUCCCCGGCGCGCUCAGCCCGGACGAAAUCGUGGUCGCGCUCGGGCUCCACGAAGCCCAAUUCGAGAACCGCCACUGGAAGAUCCAGUCGUGCAGCGCGUUCACCGGUGACGGCCUCGUCGAGGGCAUCGACUGGAUGGUCACGGACAUUGCCAACCGCAUCUACUUGCUGGAAUAAGAACGUAUAAUAUAUGAUCGCAUCUUUGCUGUCGGUGGCAGG
Molecule: messenger RNA, 620 nt
Organism: Saprolegnia parasitica CBS 223.65
Lineage: Eukaryota; Oomycota; Saprolegniomycetes; Saprolegniales; Saprolegniaceae
Product: ADP-ribosylation factor-like protein 2
Exons: 2
Coding region: 18-578 (186 amino acids)
Biological process (GO): protein folding
Cellular component (GO): cytoplasm; microtubule cytoskeleton
Molecular function (GO): GTPase activity; GTP binding
Source: RefSeq, a predicted model, not a curated record